UAUUGUAUUAAAAAAUAUCGUACGAGUGGGUGUAUUUUAUAUUAUCCCUUCCUAUCAGAUUGAAAUGUUCUUUUUUUUUCGGUUUUUCAUGUAUGGUUUUCACCAGGAAUAAAGUGCAGUAGAGCUUACAUAGACUGGUAGCUUUUGUCUACUAACAAAACCUCACAGUUUCACAUAAAAACCCUAACAUCAGCUGGAAGCUUUUUUUCCCAAUUUAGCUAUCGAAGAUCUCGGAUGUUGAUUAGUUUCAGUUCUGAAUUUGGAGAAUGUUGAUGGGACAUACAGAGGGGCUAUCAGAUCUUGGGUCAUCAAAGGAUCACCUAAUUUCUGAUCCUGAACCAGAUUUGGAUGAUUAUGAUGAUGAAUUUAAUGCUGAACAGAUAUUGUACACAGCUUCAUUUGAGGAACUUGGAAAAAAUACCUUGAAGUAUGACACUGUUAUAUGGGUUUCCAUAUCAUUACUGCUUGUUUUAGCUUGGGGAGUCGGUAUUCUUAUGUUGCUAUAUUUACCCGUUAGAAGAUAUGUGCUUCAAAAGGAAAUUUCUUCGCGCAAACUCUAUGUUACACCCAACGAAAUAGUUUACAAGGUUUCAAGGCCUUCAUUCAUACCCUUUUGGGGAGUCGCAGCAAUUGAGCAGCGUGUUCCUCUUUCCUUGGUGAUUGAUGUCAUCAUUGAACAAGGUUGCCUGCAAUCUGUUUAUGGAAUCCAUACAUUUAGAGUUGAAAGCAUAGCACGUGGAAAAGCUGCACCAGUAGAUGAACUACAAGUUCAAGGUGUUGUUAACCCUGCAACUUUGAGGAAGGUCAUAAUCACAGAGGCUGCAAAAAAUAUCCAGGAUGCUGGAAAAGGUUGGAAAGCCGUUGCACCCACAGGGGAAGGGGAAAGCAUGUCCAGGAUGGCAUCUUUGAGUGAGGGACCAACUCUUUUCAAAUCACCAAGCAAGAGCUGGAAGAUGACAGGUUCUCCACGCUAUGCAUCCAUGGAGCCUAGAAGUCCGAUAAUUGGUGAUGUGGUGCUAAAUAAGAUUGAAGAAGUCAGCAGAUCAGUAAAGAGAAUUGAGUCUCUUAUUGAGAGGUCCCAAAAUGCCCCAGAAAGCAGUCAGAAUUAGGUUAAUGUAUACGGUCUUUCCAGACUCGGUCAAAAAUGUAGAAGUAUAUCUGGUUACUUUGUUACCGGGGAAGAAUAGAGACAGAACCUUGGAUAAAGAAAUUGCAGUAAGCAGCUAUACUCUGUGCGGUUGCUUCAUGGAACCAUGGAUUAUUGUAUAGAAUGCAAGAGGGAAUCUUUUUCUCCCAGCACCCUCUAAACAUUGGCUACUGGUUUGCUUUUGUUGCUUUUGGAAACAUGUUUUUGUUUGAAUUCUGCAAUAUUCUUCUUUCAAUUUUUGUUUUGUAAAGAAUUCCACCAUGUGAUUGGCAUCAUUUAUUUGUAAAAAGUUAAUUUUGCCCCUUAUUUAAAUCUUAAUGCAAACGCAUACUAAUUUUUGGCCA
Jatropha curcas is the source of this 1491-nucleotide messenger RNA. RefSeq lists its product as hypothetical. The record is from RefSeq and is a predicted model, not a curated record. NCBI's taxonomy places the organism in Eukaryota, Viridiplantae, Streptophyta, Magnoliopsida, Malpighiales, Euphorbiaceae.